This is a messenger RNA of Orcinus orca (killer whale), 1290 nucleotides long. RefSeq names its product chromosome 1 C1orf122 homolog (gene C1H1orf122). NCBI's taxonomy places the organism in Eukaryota, Metazoa, Chordata, Mammalia, Artiodactyla, Delphinidae. The record is from RefSeq and is a predicted model, not a curated record. The coding region runs from base 106 to 438 and encodes 110 amino acids. The transcript is spliced from 3 exons.
AGACCGGUGGGGACGGGGCGGGGCGCAGCUUUGCGGAGCCUUAGCGCAGGGCUGGGGAGGGGGGGCGGCCGAAAGGGGGGCGGUGGUCGGGCCGCGCAGGCGGAGAUGGAAUGGGGCCCGGGCUCAGACUGGUCACGGGGGGAGGCUGCCGGCGUGGACCGUGGGAAGGCGGGGCUGGGGCUCGGCGGGAGGCCACCCCCGCAGCCGCCCCGGGAUGAGCGCGCCCAGCAGCUGCUGGAUGCGGUGGAGCAGCGGCAGCGGCAGCUCCUGGACACCAUCGCCGCCUGCGAGGAGAUGCUGCGGCAGCUGGGCCGCCGGCGCCCGGAGCCGGCUGGUGGCGGGAACGUCUCAGCCAAACCUGGAGCACCCUCCCAGACAGCUGUCUCCGCCAGAGGUGGCUUUCCAAAAGAUGCCGGCGAUGGAGCUACGGAGCCCUGACCAUCCCCGAGCCGGGCGCCCUGACUUCUCUCCCUCCCCAGGGCUGGUAGCUGGACUGUGAACAACUCCCUUUCAAUAAAGGGGCCAGUCUUCACUGGCAGUGGCUGGUACUUGGCUCUCAGCCGGGGUGGCAGCUCUGCUAGCAGCUGGGUUCACUCCCACUUCAUCCUGGCUGAAGGCAGUGCUGAGCUCUGAAAUGUAGCCAACGAAUACCCAGUCUGAUUACCCAGAUUUGGGCAGACCAGCAGUGCUCGCCAGAGUGGUUUGGCCUGCUUUGGGGGAUCCAGGUCGUGUUACAUGUCCAUUUCAUGCUUUGGGGGCUCCUAGCCCCACAAAACACUUUUAGCAGAGCCUUGAUUAAAAGGAAACCUGCAGACUCUCCUGGUGACCGACCUUUCCUUUCUGUCCCCUCUCUAAAACUCUGAUGGCUGGGGAGGGGUGAAGUGGUUGAAAAUUGUCAACCAUGGGUAGGGUUGGGAAGAAAUGCCACAGAUACUACCAGAUUUAAAUAAGCAUUUAAUUAGGAUUUCAUUAGUAUUUAAUAUUGCUUUUUCAAUUCCAAAAAGUUAAAUUUUCACUUCUUAGCAGAUAUUUUAAAGUACAAUAUUAAGUUUAUACAAAAUGAGCAAUUAAGCAAACACCAUUGUUUCACAUUCUUCAAAAAUACAAAUUCAUAUUUAUUCUUUUUUGGGUUUGGAGGUUUCUUCCUUUGGAAGUACUGAACCUGUAACGUUUUCAUAUCGCUCAGUGGAAGUCUGUUGUUCCCAUGUUUCACACUUAAAUAAAUUUGAUAGGCUUUUACAUAAUCCAAAUAAAACUAUUUGGGAUUUAACCAAGACCUCUGGCCAAUGA